Molecule: messenger RNA, 5483 nt
Organism: Poecile atricapillus (Black-capped chickadee)
Lineage: Eukaryota; Metazoa; Chordata; Aves; Passeriformes; Paridae
Gene: BNC2
Product: basonuclin zinc finger protein 2
Exons: 6
Coding region: 38-3217 (1059 amino acids)
Biological process (GO): regulation of DNA-templated transcription
Cellular component (GO): nucleus
Source: RefSeq, a predicted model, not a curated record
AGCAGCCGCCGCCGCCGCCGCAGAGCCCUGGGAGCUGAUGGAGCAAUGGUCAGAAGAGGCAGAAGUGGAUGUGAGAGACAGACACACACAGAGACACAGAGAGCGAAAGAGGGCAAGAGACUUGACUUUAAGAGACUCCUGCACUGACAACUCCAUGCAGUUCGGAACAAGAACGGCAGCGACCGACUCUGGUUUCAUGGGGACAUGGCAGAACACUGACACUAACCUCUUAUUCAGAAUGUCCCAACAGGCCAUCCGCUGUACACUGGUAAAUUGCACAUGUGAAUGUUUUCAGCCAGGGAAGAUUAACCUGAGAACCUGUGAUCAGUGUAAACAUGGCUGGGUGGCACAUGCCUUGGACAAACUUAGUACUCAGCACCUCUACCACCCAACCCAAGUGGAGAUUGUGCAGUCCAAUGUUGUGUUUGACAUCAGCAGCCUGAUGCUCUACGGUACUCAGGCUGUGCCUGUGAGACUGAAGAUACUGCUUGACCGACUCUUCAGUGUACUGAAGCAAGAGGAGGUGUUGCAUAUUCUACAUGGCUUAGGCUGGACACUUCGAGACUAUGUUCGAGGCUACAUUCUUCAGGAUGCUGCAGGCAAGGUGCUGGACCGCUGGGCCAUCAUGUCCAGGGAAGAAGAGAUCAUUACCCUUCAGCAGUUCCUGAGAUUUGGAGAAACGAAAUCUAUCGUGGAGCUGAUGGCAAUUCAAGAGAAAGAAGGGCAGGCUGUGGCUGUGCCAUCUUCAAAGACAGAUUCAGAUAUAAGGACUUUUAUUGAAAGCAAUAAUCGCACCAGGAGCCCAAGUCUCCUUGCUCACCUGGAGAACAGCAACCCUUCAAGCAUUCAUCAUUUUGAAAACAUCCCGAAUAGCCUUGCAUUCCUGCUUCCAUUCCAGUACAUAAAUCCAGUCUCUGCUCCACUGCUGGGGCUGCCUCCAAAUGGCCUCCUGCUGGAACAGCCAGCAAUGAGGCUCCGUGAACCAAGCCUUACAACCCAAAAUGAAUAUAAUGAGAGCAGUGAAUCUGAAGUUUCCCCUACGCCUUUCAAGAAUGAGCAAGCAUCCAGCAGGAAUGCUUUGACCAGUAUCACAAAUGUGGAGCCCAAAACUGAGCCAGCCUGUGUCUCUCCUGUUCAAACACCUACACCAGUCAAUGACUUAUCGAAAACGGAGCACACAAAAAGCUCAUUCCGAAUUCACAGAAUGAGGAGAAUGGGGUCAGCCUCAAGGAAAGGAAGAGUGUUUUGCAAUGCAUGUGGCAAAACAUUCUAUGACAAAGGUACUCUUAAAAUCCACUACAAUGCUGUGCACCUGAAAAUCAAGCAUCGAUGCACUAUUGAAGGCUGCAAUAUGGUCUUCAGCUCUCUUAGAAGCCGCAAUCGCCACAGUGCUAACCCAAAUCCUCGCCUCCACAUGCCUAUGCUAAGGAAUAACCGUGACAAAGAUCUAAUUCGUGCUACAUCAGGUGCUGCCACUCCUGUCAUAGCAAGUACAAAAUCCAACCUCACUUUAACAAGCCCUGGACGUCCACCGAUGGGGUUUACCACUCCCCCUCUAGACCCGGUACUACAGAACCCUCUUCCCAGUCAGCUGGUCUUCCCAGCUUUAAAGACUGUUCAACCUGUUCCUCCUUUUUACAGAAAUUUACUUACUCCUGGAGAGAUGGUGAGUCCUCCAACCUCACUCCCAACCAGUCCCAUAAUACCAGCUGUGAGUGGCAUGGAGCAGCAUCCCCCUCCUCCUUCGGAGUCAUCGGUACCUUCAGUGUUGAUGCCCACCCCAGAGCCCAAUGCAGACCUUGCCCCCAAGAAGAAGCCAAGGAAGUCAAGCAUGCCAGUUAAAAUUGAAAAGGAAAUUAUUGACACUGCUGAUGAGUUUGAUGAUGAAGAUGAAGAGGUGAAUGACAGGAGCACAAUGGUGAAUGACAUUGGUCAUGACAAUCACUGCCAUUCUCAGGAGGAAAUGAGCCCAGGCCUGUCUGUGAAAGACUUUUCCAAAAGUGACAGAAACAGAUGUAUAUCCAGACCAGACAUAAGAAGGGCAGACAGCAUGACAUCAGAAGACCAGGAGCAUGAAAGAGAUUAUGAAAAUGAGUCAGAGUCAUCAGAGCCCAAAUUGUGUGAAGAAUCGCUGGAAGGUGAUGAUCGCCUCCAUGAACCUGGUGAAAAAUCUAUGAUGCACAGUGACCGACCAGAUGAAAACCACAAUGACUCUUCCAACCAGGAUGUCAUUAAGGUGAAGGAAGAGUAUACAGACCCUACAUAUGAUAUGUUCUAUAUGAGCCAAUAUGGACUGUACAAUGGAAGCAGUGCCAGUAUGGCUGCUCUUCAUGAAAGUUUUGCUUCUACAUUCAACUACAGCAGCCCUCAGAAGUUCUCCCCAGAAGGUGAAAUGUGCUCCAGCCCAGACCCCAAGAUCUGCUAUGUUUGCAAGAAAAGUUUCAAGAGUUCCUACAGUGUGAAGCUUCACUACCGAAACGUUCAUUUAAAAGAGAUGCAUGUCUGCACAGUGGCUGGCUGUAAUGCUGCGUUCCCAUCACGGAGAAGCAGAGACAGACACAGUGCUAACAUAAACCUGCACCGUAAACUGUUGACCAAAGAACUGGAUGACAUGGGCUUGGACACUUCACAGCCUUCUCUUAGUAAGGACCUUCGCGAUGAAUUUUUGGUGAAGAUAUAUGGCGCUCAGCAUCAGAUGGGGCUUGACAUAAGGGAAGACACCUCCUCGCCUGCUGGUACUGAGGAUUCCCACAUGAAUGGGUACGGCAGGGGCAUGGCAGAAGACUAUAUGGUACUAGACUUGAGCACCACCUCCAGCAUCCAGUCCAGCAGCAGUAUCCAUUCCUCAAGAGAAUCUGACGCAGGAAGCGAUGAGGGUAUUCUCCUGGAUGACGUCGAUGGGGCAAGUGACAGCGGGGAAUCUGCCCACAAAGCAGAUGCCCCUGCCUUAGCUGUAGGUAUGGGCACCGAUGUCCCAGGAUCCCUCAUGUUCAACAGCGUUUCGGUGAGCAACGGUGGGAUAAUGUGUAACAUUUGCCACAAAAUGUAUAGCAACAAGGGAACCCUCAGAGUGCACUAUAAAACAGUGCACUUGCGAGAAAUGCACAAGUGCAAAGUCCCUGGGUGCAACAUGAUGUUCUCCUCUGUCCGUAGCCGAAACCGGCACAGCCAGAACCCCAAUCUUCAUAAAAACAUUCCUUUCACGUCAGUAGAUUAGGUCACGGAUGGACACGGCAUAAUGCCAGCUCUCAGAGAGGGCCCACUACAUCUGAACUGCCAUAUACAGUCUCCCUUUAUAUAUGUAUAUGUAUAUGUAUAUGUAUAUGUAUAUGUAUAUGUAUAUGUAUAUGUAUAUGUAUAUGUAUAUGUAUAUGUAUAUGCAUAUGCAUAUGUAUAUGUAUAUAUGUGUGUAUAUAUAUAUCUAUAUCUAUACACACAUACAUAAAUAUACAUAUAGAUAUAUAGUUUUUUCUUUUUUUAGCAAAAGAAAGAAACACCAGGUGCUUUCUCCCCUUUGUCAGUUGUUGGGGUUUUUUUUCCUUUUUUUUUAAUAGAAACAAAAACAUAGGACCUUUAAUUUGCGGGAAGAGAUCCUUCAUUAAAAAACAAACAAAAAUAAGCAAACAAUCAAAAACCAAACAGAAAACAUGCAGUUGUCCCUAGUUCUGUUAGAAUGUUCUUGGUCAUCUCCAAAGAGACAGUUUGAUCUUCCUUUAACUUUUGCCUGAAACAAAAAAAAAAAAACAAAAACCACAAAAAAGAACAAAAAAAAACCUUAAACAAACAAAAAAAAGUACAAAAAAACACAUAAAAAGUCCCCCCAAAAACACAAAAAAAAUGCAAACAAACAAAAAGAGAAAGAAAAAACAAUCUACUUAGUUGUCUUUGUGUUUUCUAAGCAUUGGGGAUAACGUUCUACUAAGCAUGGCUGUUACACUUGUAUAUAUAUAUUGAGCCUUGACAGGCCUAUGAUGUAAAACAAUUGUAUUGAUGGUGGUUUAACUCUAAUUUUUUUUGCUUAAUUUUUACAGUUACAUUCAGCUGUUAGAUAAGCAGGAAAAAUAGUUUGCUGCCUAGUUUUACUCAUUUAUGUUAGCUUUAAUGCACAUUUUUAAAAGAACCACGGUCUUGUUUUAACUACCUGCUAGAUAUAAGUACUACAGAGGUGCUGGCAUGCUUUACAGUACCUGAUUUGAUACAGUUUUUUUGUCUUGUACUAUUACAUAAAUCCAGUCAUGCACUUUUUCGUACACUACAAGGGGAUGUGUAAUAAUAUCCAUGCUUUUUUUUUUCUUAAACUAUUGCCAUAUUUUCAGUAAGUGUCUUUAAAAAAAAAUACACUUAGAUAAAAGUGAUCUGGUCAGUAUGAGGGCAUGAAUGCCAAACAAAGAGUAUUAGUGUUUAGUGUUAAUACAAAAGUGCCAACUUUGCACACAUUUUGAAAAAAGAAAAUGUAGUUAUUCACCAUAACCACAGUUGUAGUUUUUGGGCUACACACAGAAAAAUACUGGGGAGGGAAAAGGGGUAAAGUGAAAUACAGAAUUCUUGGUGCUUUUUUCAAGUGCCAAUUAUUACUAGAAACAAUAGUGCAUCCUUAUUCCUUAUAAACUACAUUGCAUAAAAGAAAAAAAAACCAGAAUUUUGUCAUGUGAACCAGUAGAAUUUUUUUUUGUCAAACAUGCAUAAUAUUUGGGGAUAUAAAUGCUGAUACUACUUGUCACAGAACAAAGAUGAAUAUAAUUUUGUGUGCUUCUUAUUAUAGCCUGGAUUUUUGUGGUGUUUAAAAAAAAAAAUCAAAAUGAACAGGGAAAUAAUGUUAACUAUGUUGUUCUGUAAAGUUGUCUUUUUUGCAAUGGAAAGUGCUGUAGUAUGAUUAAGGCAUGUUUUAUAGAAGCAAUCAAGAGAAAUUAAUGGCAGAAGCACUUAGUAGCUCUGAAAACAUAUGCUGGACUUUUUAUUGGGUAACUUUCCCUUUGGAUAAAAUUAGAAGACAGAGAAAAAGGAUGUCUAGUUGUGUUUAUGUUUUGUGUUUCACUCGCAUGAUUUGUCAGAAAAUAACAAAAGUGCAAGAAAUAUAGUGAGCAAGAGAGCGAGCACAACCAGGAGACAGAGAAGGAGCGAGCAGUUGAGAAAGGCAGAGAGAAAGGAGGCUGCCCUCUGAAUUUUUUUGUUUCCGGUGUUUACACAUGUUGCUUGAGCUGGUAAACCACACUGGCAGCCUUAGUUACCACAACAUACUGACUGAGGGAUGGUAUUUACUUAAGCUCAAUCUACAGCCAAAGCCAUUAGGAUGUGUGUUGUAGUCUCUUUUCUUUACAAAACGAAUAACAAUAACAAAAGCAAAAACAAACAAACAAACCCCCAAGGGAUAUUUCAGCAUACAAUAAAAUAUUCUUUCAGUGAGAAUGUGUUCCUUUUCUGUAUUUACUGACCCAGAACAUUAUUUUUCUUAGCAGAAUCAGAAAUGCUCCAUUGUUUCAGCU